Molecule: messenger RNA, 3929 nt
Organism: Caenorhabditis angaria
Lineage: Eukaryota; Metazoa; Nematoda; Chromadorea; Rhabditida; Rhabditidae
Source: the annotation of a GenBank genome assembly
AUGGCUGAAAAUGAGCAGAUUUCGAUGCCGACAAUGAUUGUUGUGCUACAAAUUGGAGUGAUUUUGUUGUUGGUGUCGGCUGCUUUGAUUGUGUGGCGAAAGCAUUCGAGAAGUCAACCUGUGAGGCCUGAAACUGAGCCUGGUCCAGAAAGUGGGCCAGAUCGGGAGCCCGAUGAAAAUGAGCAAUUGAGAAGAGCGAUUGCCGAAUCGAUUGAGGUUGAAAAAGAGCGGCAAAUGAUUGAAAAUGCGUUGAAAAAUGAGGAGAAUGAGAAUGAAGUUGUUGUGAUUUCUAGGCAUUGAUUGAUAUUUUUUGAGCUGAAAAUUUGACUGGAAAUGUGGUCUGAAAUUGUUUUUGAAAUUGAAAAAUCUGAAAAUUGCUGAAAAUCUAAUUUUUCCAACAUUUUUUGCAAAAAAAUUUGAAAUUUCCAGAUCAGGAAAUCUCUUAAAAUGGAUAUUUUAAGCUGAAAUUUCAGCUCAAAAUAGUCAAAUUCCCAGAAUCUCAGGAAAUCCUCAUUUCUAGUCAGAAUUUCAGCCAAAUCUCCCUCUUUUUCUUCUUUUCCACUUCUAGGCCGAAAAAAUUAGGUUUCUGUUGUUAUUUUUAUCUUUGGCUAGCUAUUCUUUUCUUUUUUUCACAUGUAUUUAUUUUUUGCUCAUUUUCCCCCAUGAUUUUGUUACGGGUACCCGCAUUUCUUCCCACUUUUUCUCUAUCGAUUAUUUUUUGCCCGCCCACCUGAAAAAUUGCAUGCAAAAUAUGGAUUUGAACUUCCUCUCUCCCCACGAAAAUCGCUCACCAAUUUUCUCCCAUUUUUCUAACCAUUCAAAAAUUGCACCAUUUAAAAAAUGUGGAUUUUUAGUCGACGGAAAAUGGUGGAAUUGAAACUUUGCUGGUGGAUUUUCGUGGGGAAAAAUCGGCGGAUUUUGAAGAGGAACAGCAAAAAUCGGACAGAUUUUCGAAAUAUCCCAUAAAUUCGAUAAAAUAUCUCAAAUCGUAUUUUGAUGAAAUGUUUGUGAAAAUGUUUGGAACACCUGGUCAAAGACCGUGGAGAUAGGAGAAAUUUGAGAGAGAAAGAGUACUGUAGAAUUUUUGAUGGGAAAAUUAGAAAUUUUGGGCCCUGAAGUGAUUUUUUGCGGAUUUUUUUAUCCAAGUGAAUUUUAGCCGCAAAAAAAUUGGGUCUCGUCACGAUUCUCCGUGGUUUUUCGCGCCAAAAACAAUUUUUGGAAAAUUCAAAAUCUAUACUUUUCGCGCUAAAUUUUUCCAAAGGUCCUACCACGAAAAAUCUACAGUACCCCUCUCAUUCUUUCUUCUCCAUUUUCUCUGUGCCAUAUUUCAUAUUUUCCCCGGUUCCCCUAUGUGCCUUUAAAUUAUUGAUUGAUAUUUUUGAAGUUUUUUAUCGGGUUUUAAUUUUUCUCUAUCUCUCUCUCACUCUCAUUUAAUUUUUCCGGUUUUCUCUGUUUUUGGGCUUAAAAUUUGGAAUUUUGGCUGAAAAUGUGGAAAAAUUUCAGCGAAUCUCGAAAACUACAUAUUUGCAACGCGCAUAUUCAUAAUUUUGUGAAUUUCGGGGAAAAUUUUCGAAAUAUUUUUUGUGUGUAUCAUCAUCAUUGUUUUUUCAUUUUUUUUUAGGCGAUGAGAGAGAUAGGAUCGUAUUUUUUGUGAGCAAAAAUUUGAGCGGAGAAAAAGUGGAGAGCAUCUCGUUUUUCUAUGUGUGUAUUUUUUGAUUUGAAUGAAAAUUGUGAUAUUUUUCCCUUUGUUUUGAUGUGUACAGUAGUCUACAGUACCCUCUUUUUUUUGUGUUUUGUGUGGUGGUUGUUUUUUGUGUGUUUUCUAACAUGUCGUGCUUUUUUACCGGAAAUUUAAAAACAAAGAAAGUUUAGUCACACCCACACCAAACUAUACACAAACAGACCAACAAACACUGUAGGAGUACUGUAGAUUACUGUAGAAAAAAAUGCAGAAAAAUUUAGGUGGAAGAGGUGGCGCCGAUCUCGUUUCCCGAUUUGACAUCGGCCGGAAAUUGUCACGAUGAGUGUAAUGGAGGUGAGAGUUUUCGGGAGGUUUUUUAGCCCGAAAUUUGAAGUCUGGGUGACUUUUUACCCGGAGAAAAAACACCAGUUUUUCACUGUUUCAAAAACUUUUAAAGAAAAUUGUUGAAUUUCGGAAUUUGAUAUAAUCAGAUAACAAUAUUCUCCAAAAAAUUAUCUUCGAAUCGAAGAAUUGGUUCAAAAUAUCCUCUAGAAUUUACAAUUAGAAAUUAAAUUUAAAAAACCCAAAAAUUAAGGAUAGGACCUUAAUUUUCGUCUAAAGGCCCAUAAAAUGUAUAAAUUUUCUUUUUUUAAAUUCGAAUUUCUCAAAACCUUGUUUUUUUUUAUUUGAGAACUUUUAAAAGUUGGUCCAGAAUAUUUUUGAAAACAUCUAGAAUCCUCAAAAUUGAUUGGUGCCUUAAAUUUCCUUUAAACAUCCCAAAAAAAUCAAUCAAUAUUUUUUUGUUCAGGUUGUACCGAAUCCUCAUCCGCAACUUCUUGUUUUGCCUGCAAACAUUUGACACAAACCUUGAGAAAUAAGGGUGGAAGUGGUUUCAAAUGUGUUCAAAAAUGUGAUGAUACUUAUUAUUUGGACGGAGAUAAGUGUAAAAUGUGCUCAUCACAUUGUCACACUUGUACUAAAGCUGAGGUAAGAUUUUUGGGGGAGAAAUUAGGAUUUUUAACGUAAAACCCCCUAUUUUGGUCGAUUUUUAAUGAUUAUUCACCCAAUUUCAAUUGAAGGUCUGCGAAACUUGUCCCGGGAGUAUGUUAUUGAUUGAUGUUGAUAAUCUACCGCAUUAUGAUCAUGGAAAAUGUGUCGAAUCUUGUCCGCCUGGACUUAUUGCUGAUUGUGAGUUUUUCCUUCUUUUAUUCUUUUAAAAUUUCAGCAAAUUUCAGCCAAGGUUUUGAGAAAUAAUGGUAAUUUUUUGAGUGAACACUUCUAUUCUUAACUAACAAUUUUUAAAAAACUAAUUUUUAAUUGAACAAAAAAAGUUGGAUGGUCUAGAAAACCAAAACAAUGUUUUGGUGGCCGUGAAGCUCUGGCCUAGAAAAAGAAACCUUAAAUUUUAAUGGUCUAGAAAUCCAAAUCAAGAAAAAGAAAAUGCCCACUUCUUGCACCCUCUUCCCAUUUCCCUCUCUAAUUUUCUCCCACUUUUCCCCAUUCCUCCACAAUCCCCUUAUCUAUAUUUUCUAUCCCAGAUGAAACCAAUUUGGUGCAAGCCCGUUGUAUUUGGCGCAAAGAUUUGUGUGGCGAAGGAUAUUAUAUCAAUUCGAUCGGAAAAUGUGAUAUUUGUGAUUCGUCGUGCAAAACGUGUUCGGGACCUGGUCCAAUGAGUUGUGACGUAUGUUCGAAUGGAUAUGGAAAAGGAUCGAUUGGUUAUUGUAGACCGUGUUGUACGCAAGGAUCGAAUACCAAGGAUUAUCAUUGUGGUGAGGGAUUUUGGGCAAAAUUUGGUGAUUUUUGAACCAAACGUCGUCUAGAUUCAAUAUUUUGGUAUAAACUUUGAAGAAAUUCCGACCAAGAACUACUUUUUCUUCAAAAAUUCAAAUUUUGGCCAGAAAAAACAUUAUUUCGAAAAUUUUCAAAACUCUUGAAUUUGCAGAAGAUUGUUCAAAACCACAAGCUCUUCGAAAUUAUGAUGAAUCAACCGGAUUUUUCGCCUCAUUCUUAUGGGUCAUUUUUGUGGUUUUCCUAUCAACUGGAUGUGUUUUGGCCGUUUGCCAAUGUUUCAAAUCGAAUCAGAAACAUUCGAGCAUUGAGUGAGUUUUUUUGCCGGGAUUCUGAAAUUGUUGACUAAAAUUAUCGAUUUUGCAGCUAUACUCCCCUUCCACAUUAUAACGCUGUGAAUGAUAAAGUGAAUCUUGGAUGUGAUGAUGAAGAUUCAGAAGAUGAUACACCAAGAAUUUGA